AUGUCGUCGCUGGAACAGAGGCUGUCGAGAAUCGAGGAGAAACUAAAGCAGGAGAAUGAAGAAGCUCGCCGGAGAAUCGACCUCAACAUCGACAUGAGUCCACAGCGGUCACGACCGAGGCCGAUCAUCGUGAUCCAGCUCAGUCCUGCUCCAGCCCCUUCCCAGCGUGCAGCGCUCCAGCUGCCCCUGGCUAACGAUGGAGGCAGCCGUUCGUCAUCUUCAGAGAGCUCGCCUCAGCACCACCCGUACCCCAGCCGCCCACGACACAUGCUAACCCUGCCCACGCCUCCGUAUGGCCUACAGAAGAGCCUAGAGAAUGCAGAGAUUGACCAGAAAUUGCAGGAGAUCAUGAAACAGACGGGUUAUCUGAAGAUUGAUGGGCAGCGGUAUCCAGCAGAGGUAACAGACCUGUUUAGCGAGGGGGAGAUCGGCAGCGGGACUUGUGGACAAGUCUUCAAAGUGCGAUUCAAGAAGACGGGCCAUGUCAUUGCGGUCAAACAAAUGCGUCGCACAGGAAACAAAGACGAGAACAAGCGGAUCUUGAUGGACCUGGAUGUGGUGCUGAAGAGUCAUGACUGCCCUUACAUCAUCCAGUGCUACGGCGCCAUAGUGACCAACACGGAUGUAUUCAUCGCCAUGGAGCUGAUGGGAACUUGUGCUGAGAAGCUAAAGAAGAGAAUCCAGGGUCCCAUCCCAGAGCGAAUCCUCGGAAAGAUGACAGUGGCAAUAGUGAAAGCGUUGCUGUACCUGAAAGAGAAACACGGCGUUAUCCACCGGGACGUCAAACCCUCUAACAUCCUGUUAGACGCUAAAGGUCAGAUUAAACUGUGCGACUUCGGCAUCAGCGGACGCCUCGUCGACUCCAAGGCCAAGACCCGCAGCGCUGGCUGUGCUGCCUACAUGGCACCUGAAAGAAUAGACCCUCCAGAUCCCACCAAACCUGACUAUGACAUCCGGGCAGACGUGUGGAGCCUCGGCAUCUCUCUGGUGGAGUUGGCUACAGGACAGUUUCCCUACAAGAACUGCAAGACAGACUUUGAGGUUCUGACCAAAGUGCUGCAGGAGGACCCUCCUCUACUGCCUCUCGGCAUGGGUUUCUCCCUCGACUUCCAGUCCUUUGUCAAAGACUGCCUCACAAAGGAUCACAGAAAAAGGCCAAAAUACCAUCAGCUGCUGGAGCAUAGUUUCAUCCGGCGUUACGAGGUGCUUGACGUGGACGUGGCUGGUUGGUUUCAGGUGGUGAUGGAUCGCACCGAGUCGCCUCGCAGCAGCCAGUGUUACAGCCAUCAGCAUCAACUCCACUCGCUCUUCAGUAGGUAGCCUAGCCUCGACCAGCCUGGCGUCAGCUUAGCCGUACGCUAGACUAGCCUAGCUUUAGCUUUGCCAAGCCCAGACUCAGUCUAUUCUAGUCUAGCCGUCCGCAGCUACGCCAAGCGCUACACCCAAUCCCGUCUGUCCAUCCCCCGGGGAAGAAGAGACCUGAAGAUCCCACAGAGGAGGGAGGCACGAAGACUCAGUGGAGGACUCUGGAUGGACAGAUUAAGCGAUGGAGCGACAGAGGGAUGGAUGGCUGACGCAGGUGGUUCUGGUUAUUAGGGUGCUGAAUCUG
Messenger RNA from Pelmatolapia mariae (spotted tilapia), 1609 nucleotides. RefSeq names its product mitogen-activated protein kinase kinase 7 (gene map2k7). The transcript has 12 exons. Lineage: Eukaryota; Metazoa; Chordata; Actinopteri; Cichliformes; Cichlidae. The record is from RefSeq and is a predicted model, not a curated record. Gene Ontology annotation, biological process: protein phosphorylation. Gene Ontology annotation, molecular function: ATP binding; protein kinase activity. The coding region runs from base 1 to 1320 and encodes 439 amino acids.